Theileria equi strain WA is the source of this 2295-nucleotide messenger RNA. Its product is annotated as DNA replication licensing factor MCM4, putative. Gene Ontology annotation, cellular component: nucleus; MCM complex. The record is from RefSeq and is a predicted model, not a curated record. The coding region runs from base 1 to 2295 and encodes 764 amino acids. Gene Ontology annotation, molecular function: ATP binding; single-stranded DNA helicase activity; single-stranded DNA binding. The transcript has a single exon. NCBI's taxonomy places the organism in Eukaryota, Apicomplexa, Aconoidasida, Piroplasmida, Theileriidae. Gene Ontology annotation, biological process: DNA strand elongation involved in DNA replication; DNA replication; double-strand break repair via break-induced replication.
AUGGGAAGAGGAAUAUUUAUGCAUGACUCGGACAUUGCAAGGCUCCCAUAUCUACUUGAUGCUAGAGUAGACAAAGUUUACGAGCUUUUUAGCUCUUUUAUCUCUGAAUUCAAUGUUGAGGAUUAUUCCGGUUCGAUUACUCUUGUUGAUGAAGAUUAUGAAAUCCUCGAGUCAAAACUUAGGUUUCCUCUUGCAAAAUCAUAUUAUGGACUGAAAAUGUUUAUGCAGAUCGAAAAAAGUUUUAAGAGUGAAGAGGAAAAUACCAGUAACAAGUUUAAGAAAUUUGAGGUUAACCUAUCGCACGUACGUGCCUACAAUGAGCUCCUAUAUAGUUUGCUAGUGAAAUACCCAGCAGAUUGUAUAAGUGAACUUGACAGAAUUGUCCAAUCAUUCUUCCAGGAGAUUUUAAAUCACUAUUUCAAGGGAUCUGGUGUUGUUGUUGACAGUUUAAAGCUUGGUUGGAUGCCAAGAGUUCGUCUGUUUGGAAAGCCCCAGGUAGAUUUGUACUCAAGUCUCGAUCCAUCAGAUAUUGAUUCACUUGUUUGUUUGAAAGGUACUGUUCUGAGAGCAUCGACAGUUUCACCUGAAAUUACAAUGGCUGCUUUUAAAUGCACAGGAACAAAAAAGGUUGGCCUAAAUGCCACCGAAAAAUGUACACAUGAGGUCUACGAAUAUGUCAUUCAGGGAGAGGUAAAUGAGCCUCUCCUUUGUCCUCAAUGCAAAUCUAGAAAUAGUUUUACUCUCUGGCAUAAUAUGUGUUGCUUUGCUUCUAAGCAACUGAUUAAACUCUUGGAGAUAUCAGACACUGAUUCUCCACAGUCGAUUACACUCUAUGCUUAUGACGAUAAUAUUGAUGAGGUUAACCCUGGUGAUAAAGUAGAGGUUACUGGAAUAUACAAGACAUCUGCAAUAAGAAUUAACCAGGGUAGACGUUCGUGUCAAUCUGUUUAUAGGACAUUUAUAAAUGUUAUAAAUUUUAAAAAGGAAGUAAGCGCACAAAGAAUACAGAUCCAGAAACUCAGUGGAACUGGAGGUGAUUCAAAGCUUAAUUUUUCAUCUGAACUCGUUGAAAAAAUUUUGGAACUCUCAAAGAGUGAGAAUUUGUACUCACUUCUUGUGGACAGUUUUGCUCCAUCUAUUGAGGGCCGUGAUGAUGUAAAGAGGGGGCUUUUGUGCCAGCUCUUUGGUGCUAGUCAGGAUCCACAGAGCAAAAUGCGUUCACAAAUCAAUAUUUUGCUCUGUGGCGAUCCAUCUACAGCAAAAUCCCAACUUCUAAAGUAUGUACAUAUGUUGGUACCUCGCGGUGUUUACACAAGCGGCAAGGGAAGUUCACAAGUCGGUUUGACCGCUUACGUACGCAAGGAUCCAGACACUCACGAAUAUAUUUUAGAAUCAGGAGCUGUAGUUCUAUCUGAUAAUGGUAUUUGCUGUAUUGAUGAAUUUGAUAAAAUGGAUGAAUCUGCACGUGCAAUUUUGCAUGAAGUUAUGGAACAGCAAACUGUGACUGUUGCAAAGGCUGGUAUUGUUGCUACCUUAAAUGCAAGAACUGCAAUUCUAGCUUCUGCAAACCCAAAGAAUUCACGAUACGAUAAAAGAAAGGCUGUUGUAGAAAAUAUUAAUCUGCCACCAUCUCUAUUUAGCAGAUUUGAUCUCAUUUACCUCGUUCUAGACUAUGUUGACGCAUCUCAGGAUAGAGAAAUUGCCAAGAAAAUCUGCAAUACAUUUUCUAUGGAUGAUGUAACAGCUCCACCAAUUCCACCAGAGUUGCUGGCCAAAUACAUUUCAUUCGCGAGGGCUCAUUGCAAUCCCUACAUUAUCAAUGAAAGUCGUGAAAUUUUAGUUGCAGAGUAUCUCAAGAUGAGGGACGUACAUAGUGGAUCAUCUGGUGGUGCAGGUGCACGACAGUUGGAAGCUCUGAUUAGAAUAUCACAGGCUCUCGCAAAAAUGAGACUUUCAAUACGUGUAGAGGCUUCAGACGCUGUAGAAGCCGUAAGGCUUAUGAGGACAUCGACAUUUCAAUCGCUCAUUGAUCCAAGCUCUGGCAAAAUUGACUUUGAUCAACUUGUAACCGGAUACUCCGUACAAGAAACAAAGAGGAGAGGGGAACUCAAGGAACAGAUUAUCCAGGCUCUGCAUGAAUCUAGUGCUGGAAUUGAGAAACUUUUGGAAAAGCUAAGAACAAAAGACAAGUUUUUGGAAAGGACACUAGUAGAUAGUCUGAUUACAGAACUCGAACAAGAGGGAAAAAUUCACAGGUCCAACCAAGGAUAUUCUAUAAAUACAACCUUAGUGUGA